Stylophora pistillata is the source of this 3775-nucleotide messenger RNA. RefSeq lists its product as uncharacterized. The record is from RefSeq and is a predicted model, not a curated record. Lineage: Eukaryota; Metazoa; Cnidaria; Anthozoa; Scleractinia; Pocilloporidae.
AUCGUCAUUGUUUAGUUACUACGUAAGCCAGCGGGUCAAGGCACCUUGGGUCGGUCUAUUUUACAUAAAAAUUUUUUCCGCUCAAAUGACAAGUUUCAAGUCAACCUUUUCAAAUGCGAUGACGCGCUGAAGAUCUGGUUAGCAGAAAUGAACUUCCUUGUUUUGGGCCAUUCGAGGCACUCAUAUCUAAAUUAUGUGAGCUGUGCCGCGAACUGAAAGGCUAAUCUGGUAUGAUCAACACCUCACAGAAAACUUCUUGAUCGACAAACAACGUGCUUGGGCUUUCUUGAAGUGAUAUUUGAAGCGUAUGUCAAACUGAAUAAUACAGCAGGGUAUCAAAGCGAUACCUCAGUAGAAACCAUUGUGAGGCCGUUUAGCGAGUUAAUUUUCUACAAAUGGCAGAUGUGGAAUUAGCUAAUGCUUCAAAUGGAACAACAGCGCGUUGGCGAGCCCUGGCAAGUAACGGAUCGGCUGGAAACACUGCCAUUACAACAAAACAAUCAUCACUAAGCAAGAAUUCUUCAACGUUAGACAUCCAUGAACCCGUCGCUGAUGCAAAGGAUUAUUCGGUCGACAUAGGUCUAAUUCAGCGAAGGACAUACCUGUUAUCAGCGGGCAUUGGGGACACGAAUAAAGUUUUUAAUCGCAUCAAGGGAUGGUUAGGAUUGAUAAUAUGGGCCUUGAAUGUUAUUAUUCACUUUGGACUAGACUUCUACGAGGCAGUGUUUGUCUUUGAAGUGUCGUGGGCGACGUGUAUUGGAGUGUUCUUAGUAACUCUUCUGGCUUGUUGUUACUCGAUGAUAAAACAUUCAGUGCCUUGGUUUAUUAAAGGAGUGAAAAAACUCAAGAAAGACGGACACUAUCCGAAAACUCUACGACGUGUUUACCUUAUAUUCAGGUUCAUGCCAAUCGUUGUGGUCAUGUUUGCGAUGGGAGCCGCCAUGGGACAGUUUGGUUGUUAUGCAUACGAUGGAGCACUUAGACUAAGCUUCUCUAAGCUUUCUAAUCAGACAGGAGUGGAAAUACCAAUGGGGAUUGAUGUGCUCUUCAACAUCCUCAGAGCGACAAGCCUGUUCCAUAUCUUCUAUGGCUUCUGUCUGAUUCUUGUGUUUCACAUGAGUUUAAUCUUCAUGCUUCAAAGCUCCAUGCGUGAAUUCAAUGAUCGUAUGGGUAAACUCUUUCGUGAAAACCCAAUUCAAAUCGCUUUUCCUGAAGCUGUCAAUCUAUUCUCUGCUAGAGCAAAAUUUGUCCGUGAAGGAAGUCAAAAGAGCACGGUUGUUCUAACCACUCUCUUGGUCGCCUGUAGUGCUUCCUUCGUUCUAAAUGCUUACAACUUUCUAUUCCUGAAACGCUUUGCCAUUUACGUGUGGUUCGCCAUAGCUCCCCUCAUAUGGGUGGUCUGUCCGCUUACAGGAGCCGCCUGGGUUACUAAGACUUACCUGAGGUACAAAUUGGUGGUGGUGAAUGCGUGGGUGGAUAUACCUGAGGAACACGAACUGGAGGCUUCUGCGCAUGACUUCCUGCAUCAGACCAACUCCGACGGCCGCUCCAGGUCUCCCUCUCCAUCCCUGAAGAAGAAAUUGGGCUCCACAAUAAAACGGUUGGGACAGAAGGAACCAGACCAGAAAUCCACCACAAAGAAGAAGGAUUCUGUUGGUGUAAAUAACCCAGGCUAUAAGGUCGACGAUACUAAGAAAACUGCUGCCCUAAGUGCUGCUCCAACUGAAACAAAAAGAUCAAGUUCAAGAAAAAACAGCGAAAUAUCCCUACAUUUCUCUGCCGACGAGAAGAGAUCAAAGCUCAAAAGAGGAUCUUUCCAUGGCACAACGCUUUGUAAAACCCCUGAGAUUCUGCUGACGGAUUGUAAUCAAGUCACGGAAAACGUGGUUCCUGCCCAAGAGUUGUCUUUUGGAAAAAUGAAAAGAUCAAAGAGCGAUUCAUCUUUAACAGACGUCGAAAAAGUGAACAGAUCAUUUUUACAACAGGAUGUGGUCCAAAGUUCAUCAAGUGAAAACGUCGCAAAGGACGCACCCCGGACGCACGUGGUGCGAAUCGAUAUAGAAGGCUCGCAGUCUUCAGAAAAUCAAGGUAACCAAACAACUUCCGGUUCCGGUGACGCUUACACGGCUCCCUCUGAAUUUCAAACCAGUUUUUCCAGUUCGACGCGAAGCUCUGAUGGCGAGCAGUUAAAAGUUCCUGGCCAAAAGGAAAACGCUAGUGGAACGAACAAAACCAAGGAUUCUCUACCCAAGACAAACUUUUUGACGGGUAUGGCGAAGACUUUUCAUCAAUGGAGGACAAAAACAAAGAAAAAAAGAAAGUUCAAUUAUGAAAAGUACAUCAUAUACCUGGAGAGCAUUCUGCCCACUGUGGGUUUUUCAAUCGGGGGAGUCAUAAUAACAUUUAACGGAAUUUAUACUUUUAUUGUAAUUUUGACCUUUUUAGUCGGGGUUUUCGCUCAAGAAGCCUUUUUUGGGAAUUGAAAAAUGACAGGGAAAAAAAAAACAAAAUGUGAUUAAAAGGGACCGAUAUGGGAAUGGGUGUAGAGGAAAUAUUUAGUAGUCGGUUGAGGAAAUUAUUUUAUGAAAAUAUUUACAUUGAGUUAAUUUUUAUAUUUAUACCAAAACUUUUAAGGCCAGUUAAAUAAUGUUGAUGAAACAAUUGGGUUAUGUUUUUUAAUAUUCUUACUUUUUUAACUUUGAGGGAGCGCAAUGUUUAUAUUGUCAUGGUUGCUGUUGUUCUUGUUGUUGUUUUAAGGAGCAAUAAUUCAAUAAGCUAUUAGCGAGAUGCCAAUUGCCUCUGCUUUAAGACCCGGGUUAGUGCAAUGCCCAUGAUGUGGAAAUGAUUUUUUAUUCUUGCACAAAUGAAACUAAUUUUCUCAAGAAAAGGUUUGCACUUAGCCUCGUUUUGAACGAGAGGGUCUAUGGAACUCGGAAAUACCGUAUUUAUGUUGGUGAAACAAAGAAGUUUAAUCUCGGUUUGUGCCGCAUCUUGAAACGUUAGCUGGUCUACAUUUUUCAAGUUCGAGAUUUGCAAUCCGUUUCAAUCUUCUUCUUCCAUGGCCAUCCUUCUCUCAUUCCUGGUUUGUUGUAACCUCAGCUUGUUCUAGGCGUUCGUUUGGAGGAGUUAAAAAACGAGGAGGCUUGGGUCGAGACCUGACCCAGCCCUCCCUCGUUUUUGGUCUGCCAUUACUAUUGCGCUGUUUAUUACUUCGCCGCGUCUAACAGACUGAUUCAUUACACUGAUUUAAUAUUUUGUAGUCUCAUCGAGGGUGAAGGAAGUUUUGAUCGUAACAAAAAUCUGACGUUUCAUUCAAGGAUGUCCAUAAACAUCUUGUAUGUGCAAAGUGACAUCAAUUUUCAAUUUUAUAUACUGUCUAAGAAACAUCUAUGUUUGCAUUUCAUAUUCAAUAAUAUAAAACGUCAUACCUGGGUAAUUGUGGUGUAUUUGGCGCGAUCUGAUAAGACAAAAAAGUAAUAUACGUAAAGGAAAUCAAAUCACAGGAUCUACAUAAUUUUUUUUAAUGAAUUGGUUAAAUUGGAACGGAAUAAUUUUGGGAUAAAAGUUUAGAUAGGUGUAGCUACAACUUAAUGUUGCAGUUACUCGCGAAAUGUUACCAUAAGUAAAUAAAUUAAGAACAAUAUUGUAUGAAAGGAACGUUGCAGUAACCGUCUGAUAAUGAUGAAAAUGUCAAGUGGGUCUUCAUUUAUGAAUUACACAACUAUUUAAAUACUAUUUUGGUAAUAAAGCGAUCAGAAUGGCUGCCAUGAAGUUU